UCCAUAAUCUAAUACACUAUCAGCAGGGCUGGAGGAAGGACAUUCAUACAGCAGGGCAAAGGAACUGCUACCCACUGGUGGAGACUGCAAAGUUAAAAGCAAAGUUAAUGUUUUACUAGGACAGACUUAUCAGGGAAAGCUACGGCGAUGUGAUCUCAGUUUUGGUGUGAGUAGACGUAGCUGUGAAAGGAAGAUGAAGAGCCUGCUGCUAGCCUUGUUAUUCUGUGCAGGAGCCAUGGUGGCUUCUACUGAUGAAGUGAACAGAGAAGCCGUUGACAUUGUUGUGAAGUACUUCAACUCAAUAGCUAGAAUUCCAAAAGCUUUUCGUCUGGAGUCAGUGUCUCCUGUCACGGGGUUAAAGGCUGGCUCCGCUGGGACCUAUUAUACCUUUGACGUCAUUGUGAAACAGACCAACUGUCCCAAGACAGCACCAGCUGAACAAGAUUGCAGAAUCUUACCGAAUGGACUAGUGAGAGUCUGCAAGGCAUGUUUUGCAGUUCGUGAUAAUGGAAACUUUGAUAACGCACAGAGGUAUAUCGACUGCACUUCAAAAGAAGGGUUAAAUCAGAAAAGGAUUGACUGGAUGACGGGAGCAUGUGAUAGAGUUAAAGCUUCUAUCAAGCCAUAUUUCACAGGCUCUUUUAGUGCAAUGCUUCUUUCUUCUCCAAAAGAUGAUCUAGAACUGAUCGCUUAGAUAAUAUUAAACAAAGGAACAGUUGUAUAAAUGUCAACAUUAACAGUAUAGAGCAGUACAUGAGUACAUGUCCAGACAGUAAACAGACUACAACACUAAAUACACUCUAAUUUCAGUGAAUGAUGUUGAUAUAAGAAAGAAAAAUAAUAGAAAAUUGCCUGCAAUCAGGAGUCAAACUCAGUUAUAAUGACAGCAGAUACACAUAUAGAUACUGAAUGUUUUACUGGAAACAAGGACCCCUAUUCUCUGUAUUAUAUUGAAUUAAAUGGUCACCAUUGGGCUAUUUUAAAAGCAACAAACAUUUUGUACUAAUGUUCAUGACACAUAAACCGUAAAAGAUUUGUUUUCCAAUUUCCCUGAAAUAUUAACUCACUAAAGCAGGGUUAGACAAUGUCACUAGCCCUGCACCCGGCCCUGAGUUUCAGAGCUCCCCUCAUUAAGGGGUUAAAUCCCAGGUGUCUGGAAUUUAACCAGUUGGGUUGAUAUAAAACUUAGAAUGAUUAUUAUUGGAGUGUUUGAUGGAAUAUAAUUCUCUCGUGUGUCUGUAGGUCGUUAAUUGGUAACCCGUUGUUUGGACAGCUGUAGGGGAGUAUCAAUUUAUUGAACAGGUUGAGAACAGACUGAACAGAGGUCUGAUUGUUAAAAUUCUUGGCACCUGGUUAUUUAUAAGCAUGUAAAUCAUGGUAUUUCUGAAACACAGAACUGGGUGCAGGGUUUAUGUUAUUUAUUGUCUAACCCUGUUGAAGUAGUACAAUACUACAAAACACCAAAUGCUGCAAACUGCCUUGAGUUACACAGCCUUUCACAGACAACAUCAGAUAUUGUAACAUUUCUGUACAGGCCAAAAUGAAGAGGGGCCCUGAUUUUAUGUCAUAUCAAUUGGUCUGCCUCAGAGGUUGUUUAAAAGUAAGGCUGAGGUUCCACUGCUCAAGAAUGUCUCACACACCUUGCACUAUGCUGGUUUCCGUAUGGUCUUCAUGAAAAGGAAUUGUCCCCAGAUUCACACUCUGUAGUUUCCAUUCGGCGUCAAUAAAGUUAACCUUCAUGCUCAUGUACAAAUCCAUAGUGCAUGACAUCCACAUAUCGGUACUAAAGAGAAUCUUAACAAACUUUCAAGAUGAAGUGCAGCUUCCUAUGCACUUAAAUUUGUUUAAACAUGACGUUAUAUGCAUACUUUUAAAGCUGUUAUGGUACUGCUUUCUGUUUAGUUAUCUAAUAAAAAAAAAAUUAUCUAAAACCCAAAUAAAUAUGCAAAAACUCACAGCCAUACCCGUCAUAAAUACGGUAAUAAUGAUCCCUUUUUCCCCAUCCCUGCCAAACUUAAAUUCAAAAUAAUGAAACUUUAUUUUUACAGCAACAAUCACACUAUUUACUUGUGCAGUGUGUCUUAUUUAACAACAAGGGCAAAGGCCAGUUUUCUGAAAGGAAUAUCCUUGUUACGGGACAUAACAUUAUUUGCGACACAUGAAGGGAUUUUUAUAUUGUGUCUUGUUUAACAUGUUUGUUUAUGUAACAUCUUCUUCUGGUCAACUUAUAUUGAAUCUUUUUGACUGAUUGAACCCUUGUAAUAACAUGGCUGUGCACAUGCAAUGUUUGAAUGCUGUAAAUUAUCCCCUGUAUCAGAUGAUUUGAAAAUGAACAGCUUUAUUAGGUAUCAAGGUUACCAACACUUGUUAAUUGUUUUAAUUUAGUGAUACUCUCCCUUAAUAAACUGCAAUAAAUAUAUUUUCAAAUAAAAAUGUACACACUCACACACAUAUAUAUAUAUAUACAUAAAGUGUUCUAUAAAAAUAAAAUAUUGUGAUGGAA
Acipenser ruthenus (sterlet) is the source of this 2503-nucleotide messenger RNA. RefSeq names its product retinoic acid receptor responder protein 2-like. Gene Ontology annotation, biological process: regulation of lipid catabolic process; inflammatory response. The transcript has 4 exons. NCBI's taxonomy places the organism in Eukaryota, Metazoa, Chordata, Actinopteri, Acipenseriformes, Acipenseridae. The record is from RefSeq and is a predicted model, not a curated record. Gene Ontology annotation, molecular function: cysteine-type endopeptidase inhibitor activity; signaling receptor binding. The coding region runs from base 194 to 694 and encodes 166 amino acids.